Messenger RNA from Centruroides sculpturatus (bark scorpion), 3638 nucleotides. RefSeq names its product protein toll-like. The record is from RefSeq and is a predicted model, not a curated record. NCBI's taxonomy places the organism in Eukaryota, Metazoa, Arthropoda, Arachnida, Scorpiones, Buthidae. Gene Ontology annotation, biological process: toll-like receptor signaling pathway; immune response. Gene Ontology annotation, molecular function: transmembrane signaling receptor activity; protein binding. Bases 280 to 3435 code for a protein of 1051 amino acids. The transcript is spliced from 2 exons. Gene Ontology annotation, cellular component: membrane.
CACUAGCUCAAGAAGAGUUAAGAACCUUUACACACUAAACGUUUGCAUUUCUGGUUUCCUGGUUCUCUUUUUUUCGAUUUAAACAUUAUUUUAUACUUCGAUUUAUGUUAUUUUAUACUUUAAAAGUUUAUAGCCAAGUUCAUAUUGUUCUUCUUCCUCCGAUUUUAAAUUCAUUAUUGCUUGAUGAAGGAAGAGAGUCUCUUCCCUUCCAUCAAAUAAUAAUAAUAAAUUUAAAAGUAUUUAUACUUAUAAAAGGUGAUGAAAAGGAAGGAUUGAAAGAUGAAAGCUUCGUUAACAUUGUUUUUAAUGUCGUUUUUAAUGAUGAAGAAGAGUUAUUUUUCUAUACCUUGUUCUUCCAUCAAUCCUGUGCAUUGUGAAUGCUUUGUAGCUGAGCUUCUUGAACCAGAAGAAGGCGUACACAUUAGUUGUCCCGAUAACAGGUCGUAUCUAAUAGAAUAUACCAUUAACGAUCUAAUAAAACUAGAAUGUCUGACUCCACAACCUCCUUACGCUCCUGCUCUUUUUAAAAAUAUGAAUACUACCGAAAUCGUCAGAUUUGAAUUCACUCGUUGCCCUCCACCAAAUAUAUCGUUUAAUGAAAUAUUAGAAGGAUACACAGUGAAUUCAUUAACGUUUAUUAGUAAUAAAAAUGGCAUAAAAUCUGAAAAUUUUGAAGGAUUGAACGAUCUGGUAACACUGAUUCUUCAACGUAAUUACAUUCCAUUCCUUUCUAAAGAUCUUUUUCAAAAUGUAAAACAAUUACAAGUCCUCCGUCUUAAUGAUAAUCGUAUCCAAAAACUGGAUGAGGAAUCAUUUAAUUAUCUUUUUAAUCUUACACAUUUAGAAAUAGGUGGAAAUCCAAUUAGAUUCCUUCCUGAGAAUGUGUUUUCUAAGCUUUACAAAUUAGAAGUCCUUCACUUGUAUAAAAUCCAAUUAAAGAAUUUAUCUAAAGAUAUUUUUAAAGAUCUUUCAGCAUUAAAGAUACUUGAUAUAUCAAGUAAUAAUUUAGAGAAAUUACCAGAUUCAAUAUUUGAUUCUCUUCUGAAUGUCGAGCAAAUAAAUUUAAAGAGGAAUAAGUUAAAAAGUCUUCCAGAAAAUUUGUUUAGAUCUACUAUGAAAUUAAAAAUAUUAGAUUUCGGUAGAAAUUCUGAAUUAGAUUUAUUGCCUGAAACUCUUUUAUUUGGAUUAAAGAAAUUAGAAAACAUCGCCAUGGAGAGCUGCAAUAUCAGUUAUAUACCAGAGUUAUUCUUUUCACAAGCUAAAGAAUUGAAGAUUAUUAAAAUUAACAACAAUAGAAUUUAUUCUUUAUCAGAUGUUUUGUUCCAAAAUAAUUCGAAUUUGCAAACGUUAUUCAUGAGUUACAAUUACUUAACAACGCUUCCAUCUGCAAUUUUCAAAAGGCUAUACAAUCUAGAAACAUUAGGAAUUUCUAAAAAUAAUCUUCAGCAUCUUCCUAGAAAUAUAUUCUGGGAUCUGAUAAGAUUGAAAACCAUCAACUUAUCUUACAAUAAUAUAACACAUUUAGAACAAGAUAUGUUUAAAAAUAUGCAAUCAUUAGAAACAUUUGAUAUAAGUAAUAAUAAAUUAACAAAAAUGUACGACUUUGGUGUACGUAAUUUAAAAAAAAUUAAUAUCUGUAAAAAUGAAUUAAGUGAAUUUCCUAAUUUUAAUUGGGGUAUUUAUUUAUAUUUGGAAGAUUUAAAUCUACAAUAUAAUAAAAUAACUUCAUUAUCGAUUCGUUCGUUACUUUCACAGAAAACAAUAAUCAGAUUGGGAUGGAAUAAUAUAUCUUACAUUGACAUUUCAGAACUGAAGAACAUUCGCAAGGUGUAUAAAAAUUUCAGCACUGAGAAAACGCCAUCUUUACCUGCUAAAUGGCUCUUCUUCCCCAAUCCUAUCUCGUGCGAUUGCCAUAUUUAUCCUUUUGUGUCUUUCAUUAGAGAUGUAGAAGUUUCUACAGAAACGGUUUUCUUGGCUAAGUUUGCUGAUUUUGACGAUCUAAAAUGUUCUCAGCCGGAACGAUUAAACGGAAACAAACUAUCUAAGCUUGGUUUCAAUGAUUUUAAAUGUGAAAUCACCGAAGAUUGCCCUUCGUACUGUAAUUGUUCGAUAAUUGCAAAAGAAAAAUUAUUAGUAAAUUGUAGCAAUCGAGGAUUAGAUAAGUUCCCAAAUUUUGCACCAUGGAAUACUUCUAUUCUUGAUCUAUCCGGUAAUCAUCUUACUAGUUUGGACGAUUUGAAAGAGGCAAUUUGGGAAAAUGUGACAGAAGUUCUUUUGGAUAACAAUAAUAUAAGUGUUCUCAAAGAUUGGAGUUUUCACAAAAACUUGGCGAAAUUGUAUCUAAACCGUAACUUAUUGAGAGUUCUGCCGUAUGGUUUUAUGGAUUACGCAGCCACCAAACCCACAUUUGAAAUAACUUUAGGAGAAAAUCCGUGGCAAUGCAACUGCGAAACUACAAAUUUUAAAGCGUGGCUUACGGAAAACUAUCGUAGAGUAAAAGACAUUAAUAAAGUUUAUUGCGAAAAUCAAAGAGACGAAAAUGGAACCAUGAAUGUAAUCAGAGUACCCGAUGAUAUCAUAUGUCCACCAGAUAAUUGGCCACACAAAAAACAAUUGAUCACCGUGACAGUCAUUGGUGUGUUAUUAGCAUUGUUACUAUUUGUCAUUUUAAUUCUUUAUUACAGAAACAGAAACACUGUGAUAGCUUACUUUUAUUUUCACUUUAAUUUUGUUUUCUUUUGUCUAUACAAUGAAGAUGAAUUAGAUGAAGAUAAACUAUUCGAUGCCUUUGUCUCUUAUAGUAGUAAUGAUCGUGAUAUUAUGAUGGCACUCUUGAACGAACUAGAAAAUAAAGAUCCAUCGUUUAAACUGUGCAUCCACGAAAGAGAUUGGAUGCCAGGAAAUUUAAUAAGUUUAAACAUUGUUAAUUCUGUUCAGUACAGUAGAAGAACUAUUUUAAUUUUAACACAAGAUUUCUUGGAAAGUGUAUGGUUUCAAGUAGAGUUUCAGACUGCUUAUCACCAAAUGUUAGAAGAUAAAGUAAAUCGAUUAAUUGUUAUCGUAAAAGGAGAUUUGCCACCGAAAGAGACUUUAGAUAAGAAUUUACAAGUGAUUUUAUCAACUAAAACAUAUUUAGUAUGGGGCGAAAGAUGGUUCUGGGAGAAAUUAAGAUAUGCCAUGCCUCACAAAAAGAAACCAUUGUCCAGCACCGAUCAUCGCAUUGUUCUUAGUACAAAAACUGCCAAUCCAGAUUUGUUAAAAUCUGUGGAAGACAAAAUGUCUAGUUUCAUAUAUCUACCGGACAGUAGGAACGUAGAGAUGAAAUGUGUCAAGUCUGAUCCUAAAAUGAUCGCACCGAGUCAAGCGGACAGUGGAAUUUAUUCAUUAGAAUCAAUUUCCACAGAAAAUAUCAUCUCUGAAUCGGAUGAUGUUUGAAUCUGUGAUAAACGUAAUGUAAAAAGUUCAAAAUUCUUAAGUUCAAAGUUCAGAUAAACGUGUACAAUACGAACAUUUCCAUCAAUGCCAGUAAAACGAAUGUUGUGUGUGUGUUUUUCAUUAAAUGUACAAUUCAUAAUUUAUGUUGAAUAUCUACCUCACAAUAAAAUCAUUUUUGUAUUAUUUCCAUAAAAAUAAAUGAA